Dipodomys ordii (Ord's kangaroo rat) is the source of this 1979-nucleotide messenger RNA. It is a transcript of the gene Cdca7, whose product is annotated as cell division cycle associated 7. The record is from RefSeq and is a predicted model, not a curated record. Gene Ontology annotation, biological process: regulation of DNA-templated transcription. Lineage: Eukaryota; Metazoa; Chordata; Mammalia; Rodentia; Heteromyidae. The transcript is spliced from 10 exons. Gene Ontology annotation, cellular component: nucleus. Bases 109 to 1479 code for a protein of 456 amino acids.
GCGGACCGCGCGGCUCGGGAGGCUCCGGCUCGGUUGCAUCCCGGUCCCCGGCCCUCUGCAGCGCCGCUUUCCCUGCUCUGAGCGAUUGCCUGGGUGCAGGUCGCCAGCAUGAAGGCCCGCGGAGCGCUGGUGAGGCAAAAGGAUGUCAGAGUAAAGAACGUAAAGAAAUUCAGCUAUAUGAAGUUGAUUUCCAUGGAAACCUCGUCAUCUUCUGAUGACAGUUGUGACAGCUUUGCUUCUGAUAAUUUUGCAAACACGAAACCUAAAUUCAGGUCAGAUAUCAGUGAAGAACUGGCAAAUGUUUUUUAUGAGGACUCUGAUAAUGAAUCUUUCUGCGGCUUUUCAGAAAGUGAGGUGCAAGAUGUGUUAGAGCAUUGUGGACUUUUACAGAAAGCAAGGCCAGAUGUCACUAACGAGCUGGCCAGUGGUUUUCAUGUCGACUCUGCUGAUGAACCUCAUUACACUUUCUCAGAGAGUGAGAGGCAAAAUGAAAUGGUGAGUCUGAGAAUUUCACCGCUGCAGGAAGGCUGCAGAACCCGCAGCCAGUGCCUACGAUCUGGACCUCUUCGGGUAGCCAUGAAGUUCCCAGUGCGAAACACCGGGAAGGGAGCAAGCAAAAAAGCAGCACCCCUUCAGCCCCCAGAGAACUCUGCCAUGGAGUGUAAUUCCGACUCAGAAGAUGAAAGUGGCAUGAACUUUCUGGAGAAGAGGGCUUUAAAUAUAAAGCAAAACAAAGCAAUGCUUGCAAAACUCAUGUCAGAAUUAGAAAGUUUCCCUGGCUCAUUCCCAGGAAGACGGUCCUUUCCAGGCGCCAGACCACCACCAUCAAAGACACCUUCGAGGCGUUCCUUCCAAGGUGUGGGUUCCAGGAGGAACCCCGAGCGGAAAGCCCGACCUCUUACCAGGUCAAGGUCUCGGGUACUGGGGUCCCUGGGGGCUCUACCCACAGAGGAGGAAGAGGAGGAAGAAGAUGAUAAGUUUGCAUUAGUGAGAAAGAAGAAGGCAAUGGACAGCUACAUGAACGAUGAUGACAUGCCCAGGAGCCGUCGUCCUGGAUCCAUGACCCUUCCCCAUAUAAUUCGCCCAGUGGAAGAAAUUACAGAGGAAGAGUUGGAGAACAUCUGCACCAACUCUCGCGAGAAGAUAUAUAGCCGGUCACUGGGCUCUACUUGUCAUCAGUGCCGCCAGAAAACUAUCGAUACCAAAACAAACUGCAGAAACCCAGACUGCUGGGGCGUGCGAGGCCAGUUCUGUGGUCCCUGCCUUCGAAACCGUUAUGGAGAGGAGGUCCAGGAUGCCCUGCUGGAUCCGAACUGGCAUUGCCCACCAUGUCGGGGGAUCUGCAAUUGUAGUUUCUGCCGCCAGCGAGACGGACGAUGUGCCACUGGGGUCCUUGUGUAUUUAGCCAAGUAUCAUGGCUUUGGGAAUGUGCAUGCUUACUUAAAAAGCCUGAAGCAGGAAUUUGAGAUGCAAGCAUAGCAUUUGGAAGAUUCCUCUCUGCUAUCCUGAUUCUUCAGUCUCUCUCAUGCAGUUUUCAUUUUUUGUUCUUGAUUGAAAACCCAGUUUUGAAUCUUGAUGUUUUAUAGGAAGCUCAAAUCAGGUUAAUCUUAUUAUACUCUGACUGCUGAACCAUGGAAAGCAUGUUGCUACUUUUCUUUGGCCCUUCAGGGGUUUUCUAAUUCUCCCAGUCCUGCUGAUGAGCCCCUUCCCAACAAUUAGUUUCCAAAUUCUUAAGUGACAAAGUCAUGAAGGCAUAUUGCAUUUAAUUGGUGUUGAAAUAGUCCUGGAAUACACCCUGAAAAAAAUCUAAGCACUUAGAAGCAUAUUAAUGUUAACUACUUGUUUCAUUGGAUUCCAGAGAGCAGCCCUAUAACUUGUUUACAUAAAAAACAAAUGGUUAAUGUUAGUUGGCUUUCUUUUGUGUGUGUGACAGUCCUGGGGCUUGAAUUCAGGUCCUAUGUCUGUCCCUGUCAUUGCUG